UCUUGUGCGUAAUGACUUGACACAAAUGCUGUCUUUUCUUCCUUCAAGCGAAGAAGAGUGUAAACAUAUUCACAUGUCGAGGGCCAAGGUACUGUCAGUGUUCCGGUCUUUACACCGAGCCAGGAAGAAGGUGUUCCAGGGCGAUGGAGUCGCUCUUGCAGUUGGAAGAUCAAAGAUUAAUGAUGAGUUCCGGAAACACACACAGGAGACAGAUGCAAACAAAAUCAAGGAGUUGAUCACUGUAGCAGAGGACUCGGAGAAACUACUGAAGAAGACGGUUGUGCAGGGAAAGGCUCGGGAGGACGGAACAUACGAGAUCAGAAUCACAGAGGACACGGUUCUAGAGAAGAAUACCUUGUUUGACGAUCAUGCAAAACUCCCAGUGAAAGGGCGGAAGAAGAAGUGCUCUGAUUCCCCUGACACAUGAGGAUGUUAAUUAUGGUCCUAGUCAGUCUGCAGUCUACUCCCAUGUGUGACGAUGAAAGAAAGACUUUGCUUGCAAACAUUUUAAAAAUCAGUUCUGUUGUCAAGACUUUCCGACUUACUGGCAUGCAGCCAGGUUGAUGACUAUUACUGUUUGAGUAGAGUUGGUACAAGAAUAACACAGACAUGCUGAUCUUCCUCUGUUGGGAAAAAAGCUGACGUUGUUGAAAAUCUGUUGAUAUUGAAUCCGUGGUAUUGAAGAUGUUUGGUGUUGCUCUGACUGUAUGAGACACAAACAAGGUAUGGGAUACCUCAGUUACUGUUCCUGAAGUAAAUGUAAAACACAUAAAUAUGUACAUGAGAAGGAAAUAUCAGCUAGCACAGUUUCAUUUUCUUUGUAUUAUUUGCACAAAGUAUGUUUUUUCUGUGAAUGUCAAAGUUGUGAAAAUAAAAACAAUAAACAUUCAUUUCAUGGCA
This is a messenger RNA of Haliotis rufescens (red abalone), 900 nucleotides long. RefSeq names its product complex III assembly factor LYRM7-like. The record is from RefSeq and is a predicted model, not a curated record. Bases 26 to 427 code for a protein of 133 amino acids. The transcript has 5 exons. NCBI's taxonomy places the organism in Eukaryota, Metazoa, Mollusca, Gastropoda, Lepetellida, Haliotidae. Gene Ontology annotation, biological process: mitochondrial respiratory chain complex III assembly.